Messenger RNA from Ricinus communis (castor bean), 2106 nucleotides. RefSeq names its product heterogeneous nuclear ribonucleoprotein Q. Gene Ontology annotation, cellular component: nucleus. The transcript has 9 exons. Lineage: Eukaryota; Viridiplantae; Streptophyta; Magnoliopsida; Malpighiales; Euphorbiaceae. The record is from RefSeq and is a predicted model, not a curated record. The coding region runs from base 279 to 1727 and encodes 482 amino acids. Gene Ontology annotation, molecular function: mRNA binding.
GCAUUCUCUAACAUAUUAGGGCUUGGACAAGCAUAGACUCGGCCGUGGCAGAUCGAAGCAGUUUCCUAAAUAGGUUAUUUUCAGGAAAGAAAGCAGCCAUCUCUGGGUUCGUCGGAUAACAGAAACACAGACCAACAACACAACCACCACCACCACAAGGCAAAGGUGAAACAAAAAAACAAAAACACACAACAAAGCAAAUCUCAGUCACCACACCACAAAAACCUAAAUAAACACUCACUGUUAUUGGAUGAUAAGACUUGGGGCCUGAAACACAUAUGGCAGAGGGCACAGAAGUUGAGGAACGGGUUGAUCUUGAUGAGGAGGACAAUUACAUGGAAGAAAUGGAAGAUGACGUUGAAGAUCAACUAGAUGAGGAUGGAGACGAUGAUGACGAUAACGGAGAUGCUAAUGUUGAAGAAAAUGCUGAAGAGGAUGAUGAUGACUCAAAAACUGAGGGUAGCCAGGAAGACCAAUCACCAGAAAUAGCUAGAAAAUGUACUAAUUCAGAGCCUCUGGAAGAUGAUGAAAAGCCUACUGCUUCUGUCAAUGAAGAGGAAAAAGAGAAGCAUGCUCAACUUCUUUCCCUGCCUCCCCAUGGUUCCGAAGUUUUCAUCGGUGGGCUUCCAAAGGAUGCAUUAGAAGAUGACUUGAGGGAUCUUUGCGAGCCAAUAGGCGAUAUUUUUGAGAUAAGGUUAAUGAAAGAUAAGGACACUGGUGAAAGCAAGGGCUUUGCUUUUGUUGCCUUUAGAUCAAAGGAGGUUGCCCAGAAGGCCAUUGAAGAGAUUCACAGUAAGGAGUUCAAGGGGAAAACCUUAAGAUGUUCGCUUUCUGAAACCAAGAACAGGUUGUUUGUUGGUAAUGUUCCAAAGAACUGGACAGAGGAUGAAUUCAGAAAAGUUGUCGAGGAGGUUGGUCCUGGGGUGGAUAUCAUUGAGCUAAUACGGGAUCCUCAAAAUCCAUCACGUAAUCGAGGUUUUGCAUUUGUAUUAUAUUACAACAAUGCCUGUGCUGACUAUUCAAGGCAGAAAAUGUUAAAUGCAAAUUUUAAGCUGGAGGGAAAUACCCCAACUGUUAGUUGGGCUGAUCCGAAGGGCACACCUGAUCAAUCUGCUGCUGCUGCUCAGGUUAAGGCUCUUUAUGUAAAGAAUAUACCUGAGAACACUAGCACUGAGCAGCUAAAGGAACUAUUCCAGCGCCAUGGGGAAGUCACAAAAGUUGUUAUGCCACCUGGCAAAGCUGGCAAACGAGAUUUUGGGUUCAUUCAUUAUGCUGAAAGGUCAAGUGCAUUGAAGGCAGUUAGAGACAAUGAGAAAUACCAAAUUGAUGGCCAAGUCUUGGAGGUUGUCCUUGCCAAGCCUCAGACUGACAAAAAACCUGAUGGGGUUUAUCCUUACCCUGCCGCACUUCAUCCAAGCCAUGUUACACAUCCUGCAUAUGGUGGGUUUGCUGGAAAUCCAUACAGCUCUUUAGGUGGUGGAUUUGGUGUAGCAUCUAGUUUUCAGCAGCCAGUUAUAUACGGAAGGGGUCCAAUGCCAGCAGGGAUGCAUAUGGUGCCAAUGGUUCUACCAGAUGGUCGAAUUGGCUAUGUUCUUCAGCAACCUGGAGUACAGAUGCCACAACCUCGACCCAGGAGAGUUGAGCGGAGCAAUGGUUCAAGUGGACCUGGGCGGGCUGGAAGUAGUGGGGAUGAUGGCAAUCGCAGCAGAAGAUACCGACCCUAUUAGUGGCUGAGGUGUAGAUGCGUGUCCUAGCUUUUCCAGGGAAUCGAGAGAUGUAGUUCAAUGACUUGUGGUAAACAAAAUAACAGAGCCAUCACAACCUACCUUUAUUUUCCCCGGCCCCAAAGCUCAGAGAGUUUCAAAGAGAGAAUAUUUGAAAAAAAGAGGAAGAGAAAAGGAUGUUAGAAUAGGACUGUGAAGUAUUUUGUGACUUUGAUGUGGUAGGAGAUGAUUGACAGUAAUUGACUCAUACUGGUUUAUUAAUUGGCAUGUCUUAUCGCACGCAGCAGGAAAUUUUAUUUAAGAAAAAAAGGUAGCUUUUAUUUUGUAUCUGUACAAGCCACCAUUCCCUAUCCAAAGUGCAAUUAAUCUCUCUAUUGUUUCA